Messenger RNA from Paramisgurnus dabryanus, 2235 nucleotides. The record is from RefSeq and is a predicted model, not a curated record. NCBI's taxonomy places the organism in Eukaryota, Metazoa, Chordata, Actinopteri, Cypriniformes, Cobitidae.
UAUUUAUUUUUAGUAUACGUAUUCAGUGUCAUAGGUACAUCUUUGACGUUUAUAACAAACCAAUCCGUUUGAAAAUCGGUAAAAAAUUAAGCAAGUUAUGGUCAUUUAAAAGUACCUGCAUCAUUAAAACUCAAUGCUACGAGUGAGCGAGCGCCCUGUCCUAAGAUGGCCGCCAAAAUGCGGACGUUCCACUCAAUUGGCCAUCAGCGCGGACGAGCCAUCUAGCCUUUAUAUACAUAUCUAUGGUUCAGCCCACAAGUGGAUUCUUAGCCACAGUUUAAAAACCCCGGUGUAAGAGGAUGUUGAGUUGUAAUUAAAUAAAGUCACAUCUAAGUCUUGUGGUUUGUCAUUAUAUUCACAGUGUAACUCGGUUCUUUCAGCAGUUACUACGUUACAGUGCUCUUAAAGUCUCAUGAUCAGCUCUGGGUUUUGUGAAGUUAUAUAAUGAGAAUGUGAUCAAUAGCUUUGCAGUAUUUUUGUAACACUGUGGCUGUAAUUGUAUGACCAAUUAUCACAUAGGUUAAACAUUUGAUUCAAAUUUAAUUUAGUAAACAAACUAGUUAGUAUAAUUCAUGCUGUGACUCUGGAUUACACCUGGUCAAAUAAAUAUGUCUAUUGUGUAUUCACUUUUUGUAUAAGGUUUCUUCAUCUACUGUAUAUAAACGUCACCUUUGGUUUUCUUAUUACAGUUUUUUUUUUUCACUAAAUGUUGUGAAAAUGCAAGGUGUGUUACACAAUUUCAACGGAUGGUGUGGGGUCAAAAAAUAUCAGACACAAAGACUCAACUUUAGAUACUGACAGACACACUUAAUGUGAGUCACACCCAGUAAUGAUGAUAAUAAGCAGGAAUUGCAGCCAGCAUUAAAGCAGGGUCACCUAAAAUAUUUAGCCUGUUGGCAAUUGUUUUAUUUAUUUAAAUGUAUAAAUGCAGUUUUUUUUUUAUUACAGAUUGAUGAAACAGUCAGAGGUGCAGUGGCUGCUGGUUAUAAAUGGGAAUGCUUCCCAAUGGGAAAUUACAUAAUUUCCUAUAAUGUUUGUGCACAGCAUCAGUGAGUUUGCUUUAAUAUUAUGAUGUAACGCUUAAUCAAGCGUUUAUUAAAGUGAUGUCAUAGGCGAUGAUGUUUGGCGUCGGGUAUUGUGACAUCAUAAUGCUCGCGUUCCAUUAGACGUGUAUAUAAAGGGCGCGCGCAGAACUGCAGUCACUCACUCAUUUUCUGGUUAUCUGAGCGGAAGCAAAGAAAAUCAUCGAAAGAGACGAGACGAUUACAAAGCGAUCAAAAGCAUUGAGAGUGUGAAAGUUACGAAUUACACAAGUCUACAACCACUUCUACUGAAGAGUAUUGGUGUUUGUUCACAAGUGUUUUUUUGACUGCUUGUCCACUCAACUUUAUCAUGGCCUCAUCCAGGUUGUCCCUCCGUAACACCGAGGGCGGAACCGAUGAGAAGAGAGGCGACCAUGAAUUUGGCGAUUGUAGCGAUCGUUUCCCGGGUCUGACCAUCCAUCAGUCACGGGAUUCAUUGCUCUUCGCUGGUGGAAAGUUUGUCAAGGCGUCUCUUAUACAAACUCUGGACGAAAGUCCAAAAGGAUGUUUGACCCUCAGUAACACCGAGGGUCGCAUCAAUAUGAGCAGAGGUGUCAGCGGACCAAAAGUCGGUGGUUGUAGUGAUCGAUUCCCUGAUCUGACCAUCCACCAGUCACGGGAUUCAUCGCUCUUCCCCGAUGGAAAGUCUAAGACACCUUUUAUUUACACCUUGGACGACAGUCCAAAAGCAUGUUUGACCCUCAACAACACCAAGGGUGGAGUUGUUGAUGGAUUGAAGGUCGGCGUUUGUAGCGAUGGUUUCCCUGAUCUGAACACCUGUCAGUCACGGGAUUCAUCGCUCUUCGCUGAAGGAAAGAUUGUGAGAGAACGUUUUAUAGACACUGUGGACGACAGCCCAAAAGUAGGCAGUGAGGGGAAGGGGGCAAGGAUCCGUGGGCUCUUCAAAAGAGCUUGCAAGGCUGUAGCGCGCCCCUUCCUUAGCUGCCGGAGGAACAAAGUAAAACCUAUUGUUCCUCCACUGAAGCCGGACAAAUCUUCUUCAGGGCUGUCUGUCCAGUAUGCAUCCAGCCCCAAGGACAGUUUGGACUCAGGUUCUUACUGGGUCGGGGAUACAUCAGAUGCAUGUCCGGCUCAAGUGAAAAGUUCAGCCAAAAUGACAGUGCCGAUCACAGGAAAGGCGUUGAAGAACUGA